GAGUUUCGACGGUCGAAACAACAACGCAGAGAAAACUUUGCUAAUAAUUAGUAAAUAAUAACAAAUACAAUAUAUAAACCAUGAACAAACUAAAGUCAAGCCAACACCGUGACAAGGUGAAAAAAUUUAUCUCGCUUACACAAACUGGCGAACAGACAGCCAUCUUCUGCCUGCAACAGAAUGAUUGGAAAAUGGACCUGGCCAGCGACAACUAUUUUCAGAAUCCCGAAUACUAUUAUAGGGAGUUAGAUCGCAAAAGGAUCGAGCAGUUAUUUAUGCGCUAUCGUGAUCCAACUGAUGCCCUAAAGAUCAGCUCACAGGGCGUAAUAAAAUUUCUAGAGGACUUGGAACUGAGUCCAGACUCCAAGCUAGUACUCAUAAUUGCCUGGAAGUUUCACGCCGAAGUGCAAUGCGAAUUUUCGCGGGAUGAGUUCAUCAAUGGCAUGUGCGAAUUGGGCACAGACAGUAUAGAGAAGCUUAAGUCGAAAUUGCCUAUGCUGGAACAGGAAUUGAAUGAUGCGGGCAAAUUUAAAGAUUUCUACCACUUCACUUUUAACUAUGCGAAGGAUCCAGGCCAGAAGGGCAUUGAUUUGGACAUGGCCAUUGCGUAUUGGUGCAUUGUGCUCAGCGAUCGUUUCAAAUUCUUGGACAUUUGGUGCAAGUUCCUUGAAGAGAAACACAAGCGGGCGAUUUCAAGGGACACCUGGAACCUGCUGCUUGAUUUUGCCACCAACAUCGAUGAUCGGAUGAGCAACUAUGACUCAGAGGGUGCUUGGCCCGUGCUUAUUGACGAUUUUGUUGAAUGGUGUCAAGAAAAUAACCAUCUCGCCACAGAUCAGCCGCACCAUACGCAGCAAUCAACGUCCCAGAAGAACAUAUCUAGCGCUUACCAGACCUCGCAUAGUACAAACAUGAAUUAUGGCUAACGAUUGUUGCUUUAUAUAUAUAUAUAUUCUCAUUAA
Messenger RNA from Drosophila novamexicana, 962 nucleotides. It is a transcript of the gene SCCRO, whose product is annotated as DCN1-like protein. Lineage: Eukaryota; Metazoa; Arthropoda; Insecta; Diptera; Drosophilidae. Gene Ontology annotation, cellular component: ubiquitin ligase complex. The transcript has 2 exons. The coding region runs from base 81 to 926 and encodes 281 amino acids. Gene Ontology annotation, biological process: protein neddylation; positive regulation of ubiquitin-protein transferase activity. The record is from RefSeq and is a predicted model, not a curated record. Gene Ontology annotation, molecular function: ubiquitin conjugating enzyme binding; ubiquitin-like protein binding; cullin family protein binding.